Molecule: messenger RNA, 2580 nt
Organism: Mauremys mutica (yellowpond turtle)
Lineage: Eukaryota; Metazoa; Chordata; Testudines; Geoemydidae
Product: beta-1,4-galactosyltransferase galt-1-like
Exons: 3
Coding region: 420-1799 (459 amino acids)
Source: RefSeq, a predicted model, not a curated record
UGUAUGUUGACAUGAACCUAGAGCAAAGGACAGGUACAUUUUAGCAAAUUAAUAUUAUGAGGUCUAGGAUAUGCCAGUUUGUAAUGGUCCUACAUAAAUGUGACCCUUUAAGAAAUGGUCUGAAUCUGUUCUUCACUCCACCAUCUAGGGCCAGGGAAAGUGCCCAGAACUGAAGCCUGUAAGAAUGAAACUCUUUGUAACUGAAGGUGUAGAAAAAGCAGAUUUCCAUGAACAGCAAUGCCUCUUCUGCAACAGGAAGAACUUCAGGUUCAGUAAUAUUUAGAGAAGCUCAUUAGAGACAAGUCAGGUGAUCAACUGCUUAGUGUCCAAAAGAGCAAAAUGGAUGAGGUCCUCUCAAACAAGUCAGAUUCAAAAUAAUUUUUGGACAUAAGACACUUACCUAGAACUUAAAUGCAGAAAUGUCUUGCUAUGGAAGAAUCUUUUUUUUUGUGAUGGUCCUUUUCGUACUGAUUCUGUACUCCCUCUUGUACUAUUGGGUAACACAAAACUCUUUCCCAUCAAAGUCGACAGGGCCGAUUGACCUCUGUCAAGGUGAGAUUGCCAGGGAUACAAUCACAGCAUUAAAAUAUAAUAAAACAUUUAUAAUAGCACCAUACUUUGACAAAAGACAAAUAAACCUCACUCGUGUAAUUGGGAUUGUACACCAUAAUGAAGUAAGAGAUCUUUAUUGCUGGUUUUGUUGUCAAUCUGAUGGCAAGGUAUCUGUGGAAAGGGCAGCAAUAGAUGUUCAUUCAGAUCUAUUUGGAUUCCCUUAUGGUACAGCAGAUUUACUUUGUGUGGAGCCCCAAAACUGUGAUCCAAACUAUGUGUCAAUUCAUUGGUCCUCUAAAGGAAAUAUUGUCCGGCUACCAAGGUUUGAAAUAAAAAACCGUGAUGACAAGACCCUUUCUGUUGAAUUCACUGUGUGCAUCUCUACCAUGUUUGGAAAUUACAACAAUGUCUUACAAUUCAUACAGAGCAUUGAGAUGUAUAAAAUUCUUGGGGCACAGAAAGUUGUUAUCUAUAAGAACAGCUGCAGCCAAUUGAUGGAGAAAGCCUUGGAAUUUUAUAUUGCAGAAGGAACUGUUGAGAUAAUUCCCUGGCCAAUUACUUCAUACUUCAACGUUUCUUCUUACUGGCAUUUUUCUAUGGAUACCAAAGACAUUGGCUACUAUGGACAAAUCACUGCUCUAAAUGAUUGUGUUUACCGCAACAUGUACAGGAGCAAGUUUGUGCUUCUUAAUGAUAUUGAUGAAAUUAUUCUGCCCAUUAAACACCUGGACUGGAAAACAAUGAUGAGCAGCCUUCAGGAGCAAAAUCCAGGGACUGGCAUUUUCCUCUUUGAGAACCACAUCUUCCCUAAAACUGUAUAUUCUUCGAAUGAGGCAUUCAACAUUUCAUCCUGGAGUGCUGUACCAGGGGUCAACAUACUCCAGCAUAUUUAUAAAGAGCCUGAUAGACCAUGGGCCUUCAGUCCUAGGAAAAUGAUAGUUGAUCCAAGGAAAGUGAUUCAGACUUCGGUCCACUCUGUUCUAAAGGCCUAUGGAGGCAGCCUAGAAGUUUCCAGGGACAUUGCAAUUACUUAUCAUUGCAGAGACCCUCUCCAAGGAAACAUACCUAAAAAAUUUCUCACUAAGGAUCCAACUCUCUGGAGAUAUAAUUUGUCUUUGAUUAAGAAUGUUAACAAAGUGCUAAAAAAGCAGUACUUCAAAUGGACCAUGAAAAAAGUAUUGCAGGUAUUCUCAGAAGCCAUUGGAAACACCUUUAAAGGGAUAGUUAUAGACAUUUCUACUUUAUAAAUCCUAAGGCCCCCAUUUGUAAAAGGGCAAACCAAUUUAGUCAUAAUUUUGCAGCAUUGAAAACGAGACCUGGAAAAGCAAUCCUACUGAUGGUAAAAUCUACUGUAAAUUAAAAGCAUAAGUGAGCCAUAAGGAGAUGUGAUACAAGUAUGUUAAGAAUGGUGGUAUGAUAUUGUUAAAUGUCUCUCUCUCUCUCUCUUUCUUUCUUGCUUUAAUCCCAUCUAAAGAAGCUGAAAAUACAUUGUACGUAAUCUCAUUCACUUUCCUUAUGUUUAUGGAACCAUAACUUGGUUAUGUUAUUUAUUUAGGAAUCAGAGUAUUGCUCUACUUCUAGAAAUAGGAGGACAAGGUAAAACUCCAAAUAUACCUUCCCUAGCUUAGCAGUUAAGGGCUCCUCAGCUUUAAAGGUGGUGGUCUUUAAAUAAAUGUGUUAAAUAUUUGGUUUUAAUAUUUUCUUUCUUUCGGCAUUGUAAUCUGUUGUUAGGAAAUUAUUGAAUUAGAACAUAACAAAGAAAGUAAUAUAGCAAAAUGACCAUUUUGCUUUGUGUUGUUUCUAGUCCAUCCGUUACUCCAGUGAGUUUGACUGCAUAAGUUAAUGUAAAUUCAGUCUAUGAACUUUAAAACUACUUUUAUCAUUUCUUGUUCAAGGAGCAUAGAAAGAGGUGGUUUUAUUUAGUGUUGUAAGUUUCCCCUUAUGCCAGCAGCCAUAUGAUCUCUGAAUUGCUAGCUUUGCCAGCUGAUAUUUCACGUCUCACAUUUUCAGACAGUCAUUGUUUUUGUA